GGACCUCAUCCUUAAUGGACAUAUUACUAAGGCGGAGGAGAAAAAGAGAAGUGUGAUGAAGGAACGGGAUGGGCUGGCCGAGAGAACCGCGAAACUUGAGGAAACUCUGAAAAGGAUCUGGGAUGUUGAGAGGAGUUCGACGAUGGAGGACAAUAGGGUGGAUAGGGAUGGCUAUGACCCAGCACUCAUGGGAAUCAUGGGGGAUGAGGAGGAAGAGCUGAGACAGCUGCUGGACAACCAGCCCCCACUGCCUCCUCCACCAGGAGGUGAAGGGAUGGACGGUGGACAAAACAGGAACAAUGGUUUUGUCCCUAAAGCUUCAGCCCAAUGGGUAGAGGAAAAAGCUAGACGACGACAGGAUGGGGUCUGGGUGCAGGGUGGCUUCAAUCAUCUGGCCCCAAUCAACAUCAAGGGCUGGAAGUUCCUCGCUGAUCUUUCGAAGAGCAAGGUUGAGGAGUGUCGAAGGAAAACCCUGGCCGGAGUUUUGGACUAUGCUAACAACACCCCGCACUUUGGCGGAAAGCUUACCUUCCCUACGCUGAGUGAACUGGACCCCACUAAGCGCGUCUACGCUAACCCUGUGGUCAUGCAGAAGAUGAUUACUUCGUUCCUCACCCUUGAUAUCAUGAAUCUACGCAAAGUUUGGAACGUGGGGCGUCCGUACCUAAAGUGUAGAUGUGGGUUUAGGAAUGUUCGUACAUGUAAUGGUGGUCCGAUCUGGUUCGACCAUGCGAUCUGGUUCCUCUUGGCGAAGCAUGAGAUUGUGAAACCAGAAGCUGGCUCAAACCGGGUUAGGAUCGCCUUCCUCCUCCAUCACCUGAGGAAUUCCUGGAGGGAGCUUGCCAAAGCCUCCGUCACAUUCAUAUGGAUGCGCGAGGUGAUGCUGACAGUGCUACGUAAUCUCGAACGCAAUCCGGAGCUGAUGACUGCGGAUGCCCUCACCGGGACGGGAGACACUGCGGAUCUGAUACUAGGACAACUCCCUGUUGCCCCUCUUCAAGUCCCAAUGGCGCUGGAACUGGGCAGGCGGAUUCCGGAGAUACUUCGUGUAGAGUAUGAUCCGGACAUCUUCCUACCUUGGCCUCCUGCUGGACCUACUGUGGUCAGGAUUGUCCGACCAAACAUAUGGGAGGCUCAGCGGAGUUCUGCGCAACCAGCUAUAGCCCUGGACAACCUCGCACUUGCCGACAUCUUAACUGCACAACCACAGAUUACGACUAUCGUCGGCAUCGUGCUUGCGGUGGAAUACAAGGGAGUGAUCAUCGGGGAGAUUCGUAGCUUUGGUACUAGAACGAAGGAGGGGAGAAUCGGUUGUGAUACUAGAUUAAGGGGGGUCUCUGGUGAUGACGCCUUCCCAGGUAAGCAGACAGGGGUACUCUGGCCAGCAAUGAAGACUGCUAUGGUGGAGAUAGCCUCCUCCGUGGUUACUACGCUGGACUUUGGUGAUGAUACGGGGGAAGCGAGUUUCUAUGGAUUUUCGGCGGACUUUUCGGACCGGAUUCGGACUAUUGUGGAACUAUUUCCAGAGUGGGUGGUAUUCUGUUUGCCAAACCAAGACACUGUGACACUCGCUACGAAACUCCAGGGGGUGCCGGUACGGAGACAUCCACCAAUGCUAUCGAUAUGCCUAUUGCAGCAGGGGAGGAUGGAGCAAGGAACUUUGCCAGCAACGCAGCCUUCUGCGGAAGAGGUGCCUAGCUAAUUCACUGAAUCAACUACGGAGGGACUAUUGGAGGAAGGGAGGAUUGGGAGUCUCUCAGGCCAGCAUGUCAUCACUACGGAUUACUUCAUUUCUCACCUCCCGCAGCUCAGACUCAUCCUGGCAUAUGGUCUGAACCAUAUUCUCACCGCAGAUCUGGAUGUUGAAGCUGCAGUCGGGGAAAUCUUACGUGUGCUUGAUGACACGAUGACACUGUACAGUAGGGAGUAUGAGUUAGCAGAGGAGGAGAUGAGCAAGGUUACGAGUAGAAUGAGACGACACUGUUUUGGUAAAUUUGUAGAAUAUAAACGGGGGCAUAAUAACGCUGAUGCUAUGGACAUUAACGAACACUAUCUGAGGCAUGAGAUUGAUUACAUCACUAAGUUCUUUUUCAUUGCUUGUAUGGAUAAGGCAUCCAGCACCCCGGUCAUCAUAUGUAAAGAUCUUGCCAGGCAGUUAGCAUUCGAAAGGCUGUCGGGACCAGAUUUUGAACUCCUGGAACCUGACUCAAACGAGAUGAUCCAGAUCAUGCGUAAGGAUAAUUUUCUGAAGUACCCAAUGGGACCUGAGAAAAUCCCGUACCUGAUGGCUAACUAUUAGAGCCAUAAGAAAACACACAGAUGAAUCACAAAUGCUAACCAAUGCAUGUUUUCCACCAUUGCUGAAAUCUGUGUUAAUGCCCUUGGUCUAAUUAGUACUGAAAUGCAGAAGUUUUGUGUGGAAAAAUCUCGCGUACUGAGAAGCUUGCACGACAUCAACGCGAACCUUUGGUGGCCGAUUGAUUCCAUCAACGAAUAUUGCCUGAACCUACCAGUUGCGGUUUUUUCGUUCUUCUCAGCAGAUAUUAGCUGAUGCUUUGAAACUAUCCCCACGGGUAAUUCAAUACAUGGGUUGAUCUCUGCGCUCUCCUUCUCAAUCAAGAAGGGCUUUGCUCACAGGUUGAGAACUGAAGGUGAUAAAUGCAUUAAGGUCUA
Chara braunii is the source of this 2673-nucleotide messenger RNA. The record is from the annotation of a GenBank genome assembly. Lineage: Eukaryota; Viridiplantae; Streptophyta; Charophyceae; Charales; Characeae.